CACAACUCAAUUUCGGCAAAGUUUCGUUUAAAAUUUGUAAAAAAGCAACAAACAGAAAAAACAAAAUAAUCAAAACAAAAAAAUUGGUAUUGUGCGGGAAGAAAAGAGAAAAACCCAGAAAGUAACUCAAUAUGCAUGUGCUGCGCUGCCUGCAAGCAUGUCUCAAGGAGUUUUUCUAUCGCCAUUAUCCUUAUAUAUCCCUGUGCAGCUGUCUGAUGGCCUUGAUUACGGCUUAUCUGCACUACGAGUGGAAGGUGCACAGCUACGAUCUGAUGUCCUGGCAACGUCUCGUUGCCUCCUGCUGCUCCUUCACAGACCUGGACGUCUUUCAGUUCUCCGUCCUGGUGAUCAUUUUGCUGAUUAACAUCAUCUUUGUCCGUCUCAUCAUUGCCGCCUAUGCGCGUCCUUUGAGUCCACGCGACUCGGAGCUGACGUUGCUCGAGAUCAAGGAUCGUUAUGCGAGAUUCAUUCUGUUGCGGCUCGUUGCACGGCUGGAUCGCAUUCAGGGCAAGCUGGCUGCCAAGCGGAAGACGCUCAGUGUCCAGCAUUUUGCCCGUGCCCAUCAUAGUAUGGUGAAGGCGGUGGCCGUCUUUCGCAAGGAUGCCCGCAAACUGAUAUUGCCCAACGAGUCGGAGAUUAUGCAGCCCAUCGAGGACAUCUACGGGGUGGCGGAGGAUGAGGAGCGUGCCCUGCGGCACGAUGGCUACUUCAAGCUGCCCAUCGAUAUCACAGAUGCAAUCGUUAAGAGUCUAUUCACUGCACACUGAAGCCGAACGAUAACCGCACCGAUAACGAUAACGAUUGCAAUUCCGAUUUUGUUCAACGCACACAUAAAUAUAAUAGAAACUUCAAAAAGGAUUAAAUGCAACUCUAAUUUUGUACACUAAA
This is a messenger RNA of Drosophila grimshawi, 888 nucleotides long. RefSeq lists its product as uncharacterized. Lineage: Eukaryota; Metazoa; Arthropoda; Insecta; Diptera; Drosophilidae. The record is from RefSeq and is a predicted model, not a curated record. Bases 132 to 767 code for a protein of 211 amino acids. The transcript has a single exon.